AUUUGGUGACUUGAAAACCUGAAGAAAAAAAAUGUGGUGUAGGAUUGAGACAGGUUAUAUUGAUUAAACAGUUAAAAUGUAAAUGCAUUAUAAAACAUGACUAUCUCGAGCAUAAAAUGAACAAUAUUUGAGUCCAAACAAGGACAAAAUACUUUAUUUUUCUAUAAAUAUACUUAAAAAUUAUUUGGCUCUAAAUUUAAGCUGCAGAAUUCAUAUUUUUAGUUUUUUUUAUACACGAUAUAGCUGUUAGCUUAAUCCGAGACAUAACAGUUGUUUGAUGUAGUUUAGUUCUUUCCUUGUUAAACUGUGUUGUAUCGUUUCAGAGUGAUGGUGUGGAUAAGAAGAAAACGCACUUUCCUGCUAAAGUUGACUUUUUACGUUUUUUAUUUAUCAGUUGUAAUUUACAUUUUCCAAAAUUUGUUCCAUGCAUAUACUUUGAAGGAAAAGUAUAAAACUAACAAUUUGCAGAGUGAAAGUUUCGAAAGUCUCCAAUUUAAAACUAAAUUCGUUUCGGUCAAUUAUGCCUUUCUCUUACAUGAAGAAAAGAAGGUGAGAAAAAACUAUUACGCAGAUUUAAUAAGACACCAAGAAAAAAAGACGCCAAUUUAUCACCAAUAUCCGUUAAAUGUCGACUUCAAAGGGAUCUUUGAUCAGAUCAAAAAGAAGGAACCAGUUCCACUGCCUGUUAUUAAUCCUCAUCCCUUUUCUUACAUUAUUAAUCCUGAAAAAACGUGUCUGUCGUCGACAGUUACUUUGGUGAUACUCGUAAAAUCAGCAGCUUCCCAUAUGGAAAAUCGUGAUGCCAUCCGAAAGACCUGGGGUAAUAUUCCGGAUCCAGCUAUAAAAGUUGUUUUCCUAUUAGGUUCUUCUGAGUUUAACCCAAUUAUUAUUAAAGAAAAUGAUUUCCAUCACGACAUAAUACAGGAAGAUUUUCAGGACGAUUACAGGAAUAAUACAUAUAAGACAAUAAUGGCUUUCCGAUGGGCAACAACGUACUGCUCCAGCGCUCGCUUUCUUCUCUUCGUCGAUGACGACUUUUAUGUGAAUCUUCCAAAUUUGCUUUUCUUUUUAGUAAAGUUAACGAGUAAUGUUUCUCUUCUCUCGGGAUAUGUCUUACCCAUGUCCGAGCCUUUCCGUGACAAGUCCAGCAAAUGGUAUGUUCCUUUUGAAGAUUACCCAUUCCAUCGUUAUCCGCCAUAUCUGGCAGGUGGCGCUAUCAUAGCGUCCAUGGACCUUGUGCAACAGAUGACUGCAGCUUUCCCUUACGUGAAAUACUUGGUUAUUGACGAUGCAUAUUUAGGAAUUGUUGCUAACAAACUUGGGCUACACAUUUCACACAAUCGAAAAAUUACAGACAAGCAUUGCCAAGACUGGCGCCUACGCUCAAAGAUUGCAUGUCAUGGAUUUGGUAAUGCUAGUAUUCUGGUCCAAACCUGGAUUCGUUUGAAAAAUAUUACAACCAAAAACUAG
Molecule: messenger RNA, 1470 nt
Organism: Saccostrea cuccullata (small rock oyster)
Lineage: Eukaryota; Metazoa; Mollusca; Bivalvia; Ostreida; Ostreidae
Product: beta-1,3-galactosyltransferase brn-like
Exons: 1
Coding region: 328-1470 (380 amino acids)
Cellular component (GO): Golgi membrane
Molecular function (GO): hexosyltransferase activity; UDP-glycosyltransferase activity
Source: RefSeq, a predicted model, not a curated record